AUGAACACUGAUUUGGAUGAGGAAACUCCAUUCAGUUCUUCUCCACCAGCUACUAGUAUUACUACUAAACCCCACUCUUUUCAUUUCGAUUCAUCACUUCCUUUACCCAAAUCAUCUUCUUCUUUCUUAAACCAUUCAUCCGCAAGACGAAUGAGCAGGAGUAUUUAUAUUGUUUUAAUCAAAGCUAAGAUCAACCUCUUGUUACCUUUUGGCCCCUUGGCUAUCUUCCUACAUUAUUUCACCGCUAAACAUGUUUGGGUUUUCUUCUUCGCUUUGUUGGGUAUUGCCCCUUUGGCCGAACGUCUCGGUUAUGCUACUGAACAACUUGCCUUCUACACCGGAUCAACAGUUGGGGGUUUGCUCAAUGCUACAUUUGGAAAUGCCACUGAAAUGAUUAUAUCUAUUUACGCUUUGAAAAGCGAUAUGAUUAGGGUUGUUCAGCAAUCUUUACUUGGUUCUAUCCUCUCUAAUAUGCUUCUAGUUCUUGGUUGUGCAUUCUUUACUGGUGGGAUUGUCCACUACCAAAAACUUCAGCUUUUCAAUAAGGCUGCUGCUGUUGUCAAUUCCGGCUUAUUGUUGAUGGCUGUAAUGGGAAUACUCUUUCCUGCCGUGCUUCAUUUUACUCACUCUGAGGUUCAUCUUGGCAAGUCCGUCUUAUCAUUAUCCAGAUUUAGCAGCUGCAUCAUGCUACUCGCCUAUGCAAGCUACCUUUUCUUUCAACUUAGAAGUCAACACAAUUUUUAUACUCCAGUUGACGAGGAAGUAGAUACAAGCGAAAACACUGACGAGGAGGAAGAACUUGAGUUAACAAAGUGGGAAGCGAUAAUCUGGCUUGCUAUUUUGACAGUAUGGGUAUCAGUAUUGUCUGGAUACCUUGUGGAUGCCAUAGAGGGAGCAUCUGAAUCCUUGAAUAUGUCAGUGGCUUUUAUUAGCGUCAUCUUGCUUCCAAUAGUAGGAAAUGCUGCAGAGCAUGCAAGUGCUAUCAUGUUUGCCGUAAAGGACAAGCUAGAUAUCACAAUUGGAGUUGCUGUUGGAUCGUCAACCCAAAUAUCAAUGUUUGUGAUCCCUUUCUGUGUGGUUGUUGGAUGGUGCAUGGGAAAAGAAAUGGACUUGAAUUUUCAACUCUUUGAGACUGCCACACUUUUUAUCACUGUGCUGGUAGUUGCAUUUAUGAUGCAGGAAGGGACCUCAAACUAUUUUAAAGGCUUGAUGCUUAUUCUAUGCUAUCUUAUAGUUGCUGCCAGUUUUUUUGUACACGUCGACCCUAAAAGUGAUGAUGACUAA
Molecule: messenger RNA, 1284 nt
Organism: Vicia faba (fava bean)
Lineage: Eukaryota; Viridiplantae; Streptophyta; Magnoliopsida; Fabales; Fabaceae
Source: the annotation of a GenBank genome assembly